AUGACCGUUGAAGCGUCAUCCUCCAGAACGCGCACCGACUCGCUCUCGUCGCAUCACACAUCACCUGUCUCGCGCAGCACCAUCGUCGCCGAACAACAUCCGCCAGAAUUCAGCAAAGCGGCCAGACACGUCCCAGCAGAAUUGCGGUCUGCUGUAUCGGAACGACGCUCCACCAUUCCAUUCGACGAUGAUGAUCACGCGCAUACCGAUCUAGAAAAAGUGGCGCAAGCCGACGACCACGACAGUGUGAUCUGGGUCGACUUCCCCGCACAUGACCCCGAGGACCCUUUCAACUUCAGCAAGACGCGCAAAUGGUGCAUCACCAUCCUUGGCGUGCUGUUCACCGCCGAAGUUGCAGCCACCGCCUCCGCCUAUGUGCCUGGUAUCCCAUCGAUGGAGCGUGAUCUUGACAUCACCAACCACCAACUCAGUCUGCUCGGCAUCGCCAUCUACCCUCUGGGCUUUGCCUUGCCUCCGCUGGUGCUCGCGCCGCUGUCCGAGGUGUUUGGCAGAAAUCCCAUGUACAUCGUCUGCCAUCUCUGCUAUACGGUGCUCUUCGUUGGGCUCGGAUUCGCCAACAACGCCGCGACAGUCAUCAUUCUACGAUUCCUGCAGGGCGCAUUUGGGAGUACCGGAAGCACAAUGGUGGGAGGAACCAUCUCGGAUAUCUGGAACAGCAAGGAGCGCGGUCAGCCAAUGGCGCUCUUCGCCACAGCCGCCAUCUUCGGUACCGGUAUUGGACCUGUCUGGGCGGGCUGGGUGGAGCAGAACACGAGGCUACAAUGGAGGUGGAUUCAGUACAUCCAAGCCAUCUAUACAGGCUUCAUCCUGUUGCUUCUUCUCAUCUUUCUGCGAGAAACGAGAGGAAGUAUUCUGCUGACACGUCGAGCCGCCAAGCUGCGCAAGACGACCGGUGAUCCGAGGUACAAGGCACGAGCCGAACUCGAACGCUCUUCGUUGAGUGUGCUCAUCAAGAACUCGCUCACCCGUCCGCUCGUUUUUCUCAUCAAGGAACCCAUCGUGACGUUUUUCUCGCUCUGGAUCGCGUUCACGUGGGGAUUCAUGUACAUGCUUCUCAGCUCAAUCGGGUUGAUCACGGCACAACAUGGGUUUACGCCGGGACAAAACGGACUAGUUUUCUUGUCCAUCGCUGGCGCGGGCAUACUGGGCAACGUCCUGAACCCAAUCCAAGAGUACCUAUACAGAAAGAACUACGCCAGACAUGGACCUGAAGCGCGACUCUACCUCGCCUGCGUUGGCGCCGUCUUCUUCCCCGUCGGCUGCUUCAUCUACGCCUGGACGAGUUUUCCACACGUCUCAAUAGUCGGGCCUAUCGUAGGAAUCGUAGUGACAAUGACUUCGGUUUUCCACGUAUACCUAUGCUGCUUCUCGUACCUGGCAGACUGCUACCUGACAUACGCCAGUUCAGCUUUGGCUGCGCAGAGCUUUGCUAGAAAUAUUUUCGGUUUCAUCUUUCCGCUCUUCGUCGAGCAAUUUUAUCACCGCCUCGGUUACCAAUGGGCUAGCACACUUUCUGCGCUCUUGGGAGCUGUCUUGGGCGUCGUACCUUUCAUCCUCUUUUUCUACGGCAAGAAGAUUCGCGCCAGAAGCAAGAUCAGCCAGGCACUGCAAAAACAGCAUCAAGAACAACAGCAACACAAGUCUUAA
This is a messenger RNA of Mycosarcoma maydis (corn smut), 1668 nucleotides long. RefSeq lists its product as uncharacterized. Gene Ontology annotation, molecular function: transmembrane transporter activity. The record is from RefSeq and is a predicted model, not a curated record. Bases 1 to 1668 code for a protein of 555 amino acids. The transcript has a single exon. Gene Ontology annotation, biological process: transmembrane transport. Lineage: Eukaryota; Fungi; Basidiomycota; Ustilaginomycetes; Ustilaginales.